UUUAUCAUUUACGGUUUAGACGAUACAUUGUUUGUUUUUUUUAUUCAUUUUGGGGUAUUUAAAUAAAGCAGGCACAGUCAUGCAAAGUCGGAGUGUUUCAGAAGCGAACAUAGCUGCUCAACAUGUGAAUAAAAAAGGACUGCGAAUAUGUCAGAGACAUUUGUAAUUAAGCAUUUGUCUAGCGGAAGGUUCAUCCAUCCAAGUGGCGGUUGGAGUAACCCUGGCGACGGAACUAACCUUGACCUGCAUAGCGCCAUACAUGACAGAAUGCACUGGCGAUUUGUACCGGUGGUAGAUCACUGGGGAUACAUUGAGCACGUGGCAAGUGGCAAGGUCGUACAUCCGAGGGGAGGGAGUUUGACACCUGGGGACCACACAGACCUGGUAGUCGACAGUGCUCGGCAUUGGGGAGCGCUGUUUGCUCUCGACUGUAACAACCAUCACGUGAUUCACAAGGGAGGAAAGUUUGCACAUCCAAAAGGUGGCAGACCAGACGCAGGAGACCAUACAACUAUUAACCUUCACUGGGAACAGCACGAUGCCAUGAAGUUUGGAUUUUUCUCGCCUAGCAAUCCGAAUAAAGAGGUGCUUGUUUACGGCUUCCCGAAAAUGUUCGGAAAGUGGAAAAUCAUCCAUAUGGUUCUUAACCCGUCGGCAGAGCAUACGUUUACACUAGAGGUCAAAGUUGGCAUGUCCAAGACUGAGAGCAAAACAAGCGGAUUUGAGUACAGCUGGGAGAGCUCUGGUGGUGUCAACAUCGAAAUUCUCAGUUUGUCAGCUUCGCAGUCCAUCAAAUACAUGAUGGAACAAACUUCCUCCCAGACCUGGUCCAACGAAACGACCACAACAUCUCAAAUCAAUGUGAAACCUGGUCAAACAGUGGUCACUUGGCAGUGGGUGUUUGACGUGGAGCAAAACGAAAACAAGUCUGUGUUCCAGAGCAACCUUCUGGCCGACACUGGAAGUGAGACCGAGGUACCCAGAGACCUGCAGUACAAGGUCUAAACAGGACAGGAUAUGGAAUCUCUCGUUAAACGCCUUUGUGCUGCGUAGAUCUGUGUUCGUCUGCAAAUGAACGAGUUAAAUUCAAAUAAAAA
Molecule: messenger RNA, 1097 nt
Organism: Dreissena polymorpha
Lineage: Eukaryota; Metazoa; Mollusca; Bivalvia; Myida; Dreissenidae
Product: galactose-binding lectin-like
Exons: 4
Coding region: 148-1005 (285 amino acids)
Source: RefSeq, a predicted model, not a curated record